UCUUUGACUGUGCGAGAUUUAUGUUCAGUUUAGGGUCCUCUUCAACACAAGAAACAGGUUGGAAUCUGCAUAGAGGGAAAAUCUACUGUAGCUCGCUGACCGAACGUGUUGUGUUAGGAGUCUGCUGUUCUCAAAGAGACGUCAUCAUAUAUAGUGCACGGGAUAACGUUUGCACAGUUGCACUGCCCGGAAUGCGCGAGAUCCAAUUUGUGUAUUGGUUGGGUCAACAAUAGUUGUCGUUGUAUUGAGUUUUUAGUUUUCAGAGAGGCUCCACUGCCACGCGAAGGAGGAAACCGAAGUUACGACUGGCUUGUUUGUCUCGUAGUCUCUGAAUUCUGCAGGAAUGUCUCACAAGGAGAGACCCACUUUCUACAGACAGGAGCUGAACAAAACGAUAUGGGAGGUCCCGGAGCGGUACCAAUCCCUGUCCCCGGUCGGCUCUGGAGCCUAUGGAUCAGUCUGCUCGUCGUAUGACGUGAAGUCGGGGCUGAAGAUGGCGGUGAAGAAGCUGUCCAGGCCGUUCCAGUCAAUUAUCCACGCUAAGAGGACCUACAGAGAACUACGGCUCUUGAAACACAUGAAACACGAGAAUGUGAUUGGUCUGUUGGAUGUGUUCACGCCUGCCACCAGCCUAGAGGAAUUCAAUGACGUGUACCUUGUGACCCACCUGAUGGGGGCGGACCUCAACAACAUAGUGAAGUGUCAGAAGCUGACAGACGACCAUGUGCAAUUCCUCAUAUACCAGAUCCUCAGGGGACUCAAGUAUAUCCAUUCAGCAGACAUCAUCCACAGAGAUCUGAAGCCCAGUAAUCUGGCAGUGAAUGAGGACUGUGAGCUCAAGAUCCUGGACUUUGGUUUGGCGCGACACACUGAUGAUGAGAUGACGGGUUAUGUAGCGACCAGGUGGUACCGCGCCCCAGAGAUCAUGCUGAACUGGAUGCAUUACAACAUGACAGUGGACAUCUGGUCAGUAGGCUGCAUCAUGGCAGAGCUGCUUACUGGACGGACGUUAUUCCCCGGCACCGACCAUAUAAACCAGCUGCAGCAGAUCAUGAGGCUGACAGGAACGCCCCCGGCUUGUCUCAUUAGCCAGAUGCCCAGCCACGAGGCCAGAAACUACAUCAACUCCCUUCCCCAGAUGCUCAAGAGGAACUUUGCUGAUGUGUUUGUUGGCGCUAACCCACUAGCGGUGGAUCUGUUAGAGAAGAUGCUGGUUCUGGACACUGAUAAGCGGAUCACAGCGUCCGAGGCCCUGGCCCACCCCUACUUCUCCCAGUACCACGACCCUGACGAUGAGCCAGAGUCCGAGCCAUACGACCAGAGCUUCGAGAGCAGAGAGCUGGAGAUAGAGGAGUGGAAAAGGUUGACGUAUGAGGAGGUUUGCAGCUUUGAGCCCCUGCCAUUUGAUGGAGACGAGAUGGAGUCCUGAGGGGAGGAGGGUGAAGUCAUUGCUAAUCCCGCCUCCUUCUCUUACUGAACUGUGAGGAAGAGGUUGCAUGUAGACACUGAUCUAGGGCCAGUUUUGUGUUUCAUCCCCUAAUGGUUUAGGUUAGGAUCUGGGGGUAAGCUGAUCCUAGAUCUGUACUUAGAUACAACUUACAUCCGGAGCACGCAACCUUGUGUGAGGACUAUCAACUCACCAGACUAGUUCAAACAAACAAACAGGAAACCACGAUAUUCAAGUGCCUGCCAUCAUUCAUUUCUGGGGUUAGAGGUCAAGGGUCAAAGGUGACCCCCCCUACACCCUCCUCCAGCUUGCUGUAUUAUAUCGUCUUUGAUUGGGUCCCUGGGAUGAAUUGGGGAAAUUACUUUGUAAUAUAUUAUCUAGUGUUUGUGUGUUUAGAAUGUAUUAAGUCACAUUAUUUGCCAAAAACUACCUAAAUUCCUGGAAACGGUGCUCAGAUUUUAACGUUCAAUAUAGCAAAAACAAUCACAUGGUUGAACCAACAAACCACUGCAUUUUUGGAACAGUUAUUUAUGGUCUGUAGUUUAUGGCCUUUUGGAUAGAAGUCGGUAGGAAAUACAGUGGUCAUGACCUGCUCCUCUACGACAAACCUUGUCUCCACUGUCAAACUGUACGCUGUUGUUAUGCCUGCCAGGGUUUUAGAUGUGUAAAUAAGGCUGCCCUCUUGUAAAUAAAUGAUACUGUGCACCAAUAGUAAUACUGCCUAGAAGUCCCUGUUAUCAUAGAGCACAUAGACCCCUCAAGGCUUAGAACAUUGCCCCUAGCAACAAGAACCCUUUAGGAAUGACUGACAGGUUCCAUACUCAGAGGGAUUGUUAUUAAAUAGUAUUCCAUUAGAAUGUACACUAGUUUUAACUUAAUCAUAGUAAAGUUUUGACAUCCAUCUUUUCUCUCUAAGUCAAUCACCCAGGGAGGGGGUAGGGCUUGGGUAGUUUAUUUGCUUAUCCUGCCUCUUAACUUAUCUAUUUUUCUACCUAUCUCUGUCUGUUUCUUUUCACUCCAUCGUUGUAUCAUUGCCCCCUUGAGCACUGUCCUGUCCUCUGUGUAGUCUGAUUAAAAGUGAGUGGAGAGUUAAUGUGACUGUCACAAAAUGUUAUUUAAUAGAAUGUAUUUAAAAAUCCUCCAACCCCAUAUCACAAGACUGAUGCUGAAAUCAGAAUGGGUUUUCCCAAGCAUCCAUAGUGUCUGCUCUGUCGAGUGCUUUUAGGUGUCAGAGUUGGAGCUUCCAUUAGAAGCAUAGAGAUCCUAUUAAUAACAUAUGGUUCUAGGAAUUUAUAGGAAGUCUUGAUAAAUCACUGGAUUCCCAGUCCUGGUUGUUGACAAUGUGAUUUCAAUCAUAUUCAAAUGUCUUUUUAAGUAACUAUAUUUCCAUAGAUGUAUCUUGUUAUUCUGUUCUAUUAAAUGUGUGGGAUGCUAGCACCCCCUACUGUAUUUAACACCUCUUUAUCUUUUCAUUUGUACAUGAAGUGGCUUCAUGUUAGUCUCUGAGUGCAUGCCAAAAUAGCACAUUAUUCCUUAUAUAGUGCACUAUAUUGGAUCAGAUCUCAUAGGGCCCUGUUAAAAAGUAGUGCACUAAGUAGGGAAUAUGUUGCCCUAUAGGAUGUACUGUGAUUAUUCCCAUAGAGCGAUCGACAUAUUUAUCUCUUCUUAUUUAUGCAGUACAGCGCUUAAAUCAGACAAUAUUCAGAAUCUCUUCCAGUUUAAGCAAAAACAAUGCCUGAAUCCUAACACAGUAACUACUUUUUAUUUCAUAUUAUUUUAUGACUGCUCGUGGUGGCGAUUUUUCUGGCUCUGUAAAGCAGUAGACUACCUAUCAAAUCAGUGUUGGUGUCAAAGUCAUUCAAUUUAUUUGAAAUGGACUUGAACCCGUCCCUAGCUCUUCCCACAGCUGUAUCUCUGUGUUCAUUAGGCAUAAAACUGGAGAAAACGUUUUGAAACAAAUGGGCUUUCUAAUUGCAUGUUUUAAAAAAAACAAUGUACCGUUUGCUGCGUUCUGAACAUAGACUCGUGACAUACAGGGCUGUGGUCUUUCUGUGUAAAUCAGUGAGUGUCCACUUGAGGGCUGUAUCAUAGCAGGAUCACUAACAGAUAGGCCUACAGCUGGGGGCGUAUUCAUUACGCCGGUUCUGUUAAGAAAACUGAAACGGAAGCAAACGAAACGGGGCGGGACCUACCUGAAUUUGUCCAAUAGAAACUCUUGUUUUCGUUGCAAAACGUAACUGUUUUGGAUGAAUGAUUAGACCGCAGCUCUUGAUUGUCUGGCUCAUUUAAAAAGCUAAGAGUUGUUGGGACUGUCAGUUAUAGCAUGCCCAUUUCAAGUCUUAAUGUUGGAAAGAUAUUUCUGAUCAUUUAGGAAAGUUUGUUGGCUGACCCAUUGAUCCUGCUUUGCGAUACAGCGUUGUGUGUUUUCAUGUUUACAGCAGCAGGAUGCUGGAGGGUAAUACAGAAACCCCAUACAUUGUAUUGACACAGUAACAUAGGUUAGUUAGGUUACUGUCCUCCAGCCAGCUCUCUCUCUCUCUCUCUGUGUCACAGCAAUUAUCCUGCAGGAUGAAGGUAAAAUUACUAUUUAUAAUCUGGCUGAUCAUGCAAUGAGUAUCGGUUACCUUAUUUUGCUAUUGUUAUGGUUGUUUAUUUGAUUUAUAUGUUUUUAACAGACAGACCAUGUUUACUUUGUACUUUAAUGAUUCCCCACAUUCAGAACCAUGAGAUCAGGUAAUGUCACCUGUUAAUACCACUGUUAGAAAAUAAAGGCUAUUAUUUUUCAGAA
Messenger RNA from Salvelinus namaycush (lake trout), 4235 nucleotides. Its product is annotated as mitogen-activated protein kinase 14A-like. Gene Ontology annotation, cellular component: cytoplasm; nucleus. Gene Ontology annotation, biological process: intracellular signal transduction; protein phosphorylation. The record is from RefSeq and is a predicted model, not a curated record. The coding region runs from base 344 to 1429 and encodes 361 amino acids. Lineage: Eukaryota; Metazoa; Chordata; Actinopteri; Salmoniformes; Salmonidae. The transcript is spliced from 12 exons. Gene Ontology annotation, molecular function: MAP kinase activity; ATP binding.